This is a messenger RNA of Microtus oregoni (creeping vole), 1370 nucleotides long. Its product is annotated as complement C5-like. The record is from RefSeq and is a predicted model, not a curated record. Lineage: Eukaryota; Metazoa; Chordata; Mammalia; Rodentia; Cricetidae. Gene Ontology annotation, molecular function: endopeptidase inhibitor activity. Bases 43 to 1056 code for a protein of 337 amino acids. Gene Ontology annotation, cellular component: extracellular region. The transcript has 10 exons.
UUCAAGGAGGUGACAUACAUAGUUUUGGUACCACCUCAAGCCAUGGGGUUUUGGGAAAUACUUCUGGUUUUGGCCUUCCUUGAAAAAAGUUGGGGACAGGAACAAACCAGAUUCACCGUUUCAGCACCAGUGGUCUUCCGCGUCGGAGUGUCAGAGAAUGUCAUGGUCCAAGCCCACGGCCACUCUGAUGCCUUUGAUGCAACCAUCUCUGUAAAAAGCUAUCCUGAUAAAAACGUCACUUACUCUUCAGGCUCUGUUAAUUUAUCACCAGAAAAUAAAUUCCAAAACGCGACAAUCUUAACAAUUCAGGACAAACAGUUGUCUCAAGGACAAAGCUCAUUUUCAUAUGUGUAUUUGGAAGUCGUGUCAAAGCAUUUUUCAAAAUCAGAAAAACGGCCAAUCCUCUAUGACAAUGGCUCUCUCUUCAUCCACACUGACAAGCCUGUGUACACUCCGCAGCAGUACGUAAAGGUUGGCGUCCUUUCACUGGGAGAUGCCUUGGAGCCAGUUACACGGAAAACUGUCUUAACUUUCAUAGACCCUGAAGGAUCAGAAGUUGACAAAGUACAAGGAAACAAUCUUACUGGAGCUGUGUGUUUUCCUGACUUUCAGAUUCCUUCUAACCCCAAAUACGGUAGAUGGACGAUUCAGGCUAAAUAUAGAGAAGACACUUCCACCAAUGGAACAACACACUUUGACGUCAAAGAACAUGAUAAAGCCUUCAAAAUAAGUCUCACGCCAGUAAGUGAUCUGCAGCACGAAGUGGAAAUUCAAGAUGAAGCCCAAGGCGUGAGUCUCCAGUCAACAGAUUACCUGGAACAGAAAAUAAGAGAACAAGCUGCUACAUAUAAACAUCCGGUGGUAAAGAAGUGUUGUUAUGAUGGAGCCAGACAUAGUGAGCAUGAAACGUGUGAGCAGCGAGCAGAACGUGUGAAAAAAACAGGCCCUAACUGUGUCCAAGCCUUCACUCAGUGCUGCACCAUGGCAACUCAGAUCAGAGCUAAUGACACCUUUAAACAUAUCCACGUGUUGAGGAAUCAGUUUCAAAUUCCUUGAAUCUUUUACUGAGGAAAAAAACGAGGCGAUCUAACUGCAUGGAAUAUCUAACCGUUAAACCCAGAAGACGGUGCUCACGGCACUGUGGCUGCCACAGUGAAUGCUGACACGCUGCCCAGGGAGAGCUGAAGACUCAACAGCACACACUGCUGUGUGCCACCGUGCUGCCCACGUGCCCAGAUGUCUGUAACCCUGUAUCAGUUCACCACAAAUGACCAGAUGUGCCAGCAGAGCAUGGGAGCCUCUAAAAUGAUACUGUGCCUAUAAAUAUGUGUCAAAGCAGAAUAUUUGAAUCAAUAAAAUAUUGUCAUCCA